Bipolaris maydis ATCC 48331 is the source of this 1706-nucleotide messenger RNA. NCBI's taxonomy places the organism in Eukaryota, Fungi, Ascomycota, Dothideomycetes, Pleosporales, Pleosporaceae. The record is from RefSeq and is a predicted model, not a curated record.
UAUCCACAUGUUGGCGGGAUUCCCCACAAACUCUCUAACCCAUGCCUGGUAAACACUUCUAGAUAUAAGAAGCGGCAUUCCAGUCUUUUUCUGUUGUCGUUUCUCUGCUUCCAUUGUCAUAUUUGAUCAGACCGUCCAGUCUACCCCACGAUGGAUUCCUCACAGUUCCGAAAGGCGGCGAAAGGAGCCAUUGACGAAAUUGCACAAUACUAUGACACAGUAGGGGAACGACCAGUCCUGCCCGCUGUCAAGCCAGGUUAUCUCCGCCCUCUCCUCCCAUCCUCAACCCCAGAAGAAGGCGAGCCAUGGGAAACCAUCCAAGCAGACAUCGACCGCGUAAUCAUGCCUGGUCUCACGCACUGGCAAUCCCCCAAAUUCAUGGCCUUUUUCCCCUGCAACUCCUCCUUCGAAGCCAUGCUGGGUGAAAUGUACAGCGGAGCCUUCAACGCCGCAGCCUUCAACUGGGUCUGCUCGCCCGCCAUCACGGAGCUCGAAACCGUCGUCAUGGACUGGGUCGCCAAGCUCAUCGCCCUACCCAGUGACUUUCUCAGCGACGGCGAAGGCGGAGGCAUCAUCCAAGGCACCGCCAGCGAAGUCGUCCUCACCGCGCUCGUCGCCGCCCGCGAACGCAUCAUCCGCCGCAAACUAGGCGACAUGCCCGAAGGCGAAGAAAGACUCGACGCUGCAGCAGAUAUACGCAGCAAACUCGUAGCCCUGGGCUCCGAACACGCGCACUCCUCAACCCAAAAGGCAGCAAUCAUUGCAGGAACACGGUUCCGCACCGUUCCUGCACCUAGAGAAUCAAACUACAGUGUCACCGCUGCCGCGCUCCGCAGCACAAUCGAAGCCUGCCGCGCAAAAGGCCUCGAACCAUUCUACUUCACCAUCACCCUUGGCAGCACGGGGACCUGCGCCAUCGACGAUCUCGCCGGCAUCGCACAGCUCGCACAGGAGUACCCCAAUCUCUGGAUCCACGUCGACGCCGCAUAUGCCGGCUCCGCGCUCGUCUGCCCUGAAUACCAGCAUCUGUGCCCCCCAAUCGCAUCGUUUGACUCGUUCAAUUUCAAUCUGCACAAGUGGCUGCUUGUGAACUUUGAUUGCUCUGCUUUCUUUAUCAAGAAGAGGAAGGAUCUUAUGGAUACGUAUUCCAUCACCCCGAGUUACCUGCGCAAUCCGCACUCGGAUCAGGGUCUUGUGACGGAUUACCGCGACUGGCAGAUUCCGCUAGGCCGCCGCUUUCGUAGCUUGAAGGUGUGGUUUGUACUCCGGAGCUACGGAGUAUCGGGCCUGAGGGCGUUCAUACGCAAGCAUGUUGAGUUGGGCGUGUAUUUCCAGAAUUUGCUCGAGCAACGCAAGGAUCUUUUUAGGGUGGAGACUGAGGCAGCGUUUGGGCUUGUGACUUUUCAGAUUAAACCCAAGGCUUAUGCUGAGAUGGUGAAUCAGCGGACAAAGGAGGUGUAUGAGAGGGUGAAUAACAAGGGAGAUUUCUUUUUAACAAGUACGGUAAUUGGGGGGAGGUAUGUAAUUCGGGUUGUUAGUGCAACGACCAAGAGUGAGGAGAAGUGGAUGAAGAUGUUGUUUGACGAGUUGGUGGAGACUGCUGAGGUGAAGACGGCAUGAGGGUAGUUGGAUAUGCUGUGAUUAAGCUGGUAGUAGAAGUAUAGAUAUAGGCUCUCUCUUGUCUAUCGCAAUGUAUGUGUAGUCAA